UUCACAUCGUAAAAAAGAAAGAAAAGUGAAAAUUUAAUCUCCGUAGUGCCGAGAGUUUAUUACUAAAAAACAUAAAAAAACAAUCAAAUUGUUGUAUUUGUUUUUUUUUUAAUCGAAUCCAAAUUAGUUAUUCCAAACAAAUUCAAUAAAUUGUUCUUAAAAGAUGUUCAAUGAUGUUUGAUAAAUGUGCUUGCAAACUAAUUUAGCUGAAUCAUCAUCUCAACAAAGGGACAGGUUCAUUAUAAAAAAAAAGAAAAUCGUUUAAUCGACAAUUAAAAAAAAAAUAGAAAAUACGAGAGACACAUGCUAAAUGAAUCACUAGGUCAAGUCAUUGUAACUAAAACAAUAACCACUUGCAUCCCCCGACCCGAAUCCAAUUCCGAACCACCACCACAAAAGAUAAUCAAACUGAAUCAAGAAGAACAUGGCUUGGUUGAGCUUAGGAGCAAUCGCUACUGGCUAUGUUUUUCAAAGGCUUCUCGGUGGUGAUAGUCCACCGAAUAAGGUGAUAGAAAUUAAGGGAGACUCUUUGGGGACACUACAAGUAAUCCAUCGAGAUGAAUCAAUGGUAUUAUUUGCACCGCCUUUACAACAACCAGAUAAGAAGGCAAUUUGGGAAAUUGUCCUUCAGCGACCAUGUACUGAUCCAAAUACAACAUCUUUUAGUUUAUAUCGAGCAACUAGCCAAGAUGAGGCAGAGGAUAAAUUUAAUGCUUUUUUACAUAGAUUGCCGAUAUAUGUUAGCAUAGUUAAAGAGCAAUAUAAUGUAAAUGGACUUCAAAAAAUAUGUGAUGUUCUAAUAGAAAAUCCAUCAUGGUCUAUUACACAUUUGGUAGCUUAUUUCAAUUACCCGGAAUAUAUUGGAAAUCCAAAAGUUUUGGAAUUUAUUGAUUAUGCUGAUCAUGUAACAAAUAUGUCGCCGCUUCAGUUAGCUAUAAAAAUGAACAAUAUAGAAAUGGUUAAAGCACUCCUUCCAUUGGCAAACAUCGAACACUUGGACAAUAAUAGUAAUUCAGUAUUUCAUUAUGCAGCUAAUACGACCAAAGAAAUCAUAACCAUGUUAAGCGAAAAAGGUACCACUCACUUGAAUCAUUGUAAUGUCGAUGGUUAUACGCCUCUCCACCUUGCGUGCCUCUACGAUAAACCCGACUGUGUUAAAGCUCUACUCCUAUCCGAAGCCGAUGUUAAUUUACCAGCUAAAAAUAUUAGCAAAGUCUAUAAGACCACAACACCAAGUUCCGUUGCUGGUUUUGUCAAAACAAAUGCCAAUAAAUUAUAUACCCAAGAUAUGAAAUACGGUGGAACACCAUUGCAUUGGUGUUCAUCGAGAGAAACACUUCAGGCAUUAAUCAAUACUGGAUGUGAUGUUAAUGCAACUAAUUUUGAUGGAAAAACUGCACUUCAUGUUAUGGUGGAACGAAAUCGCUUCGAAUGUGUUGUUACUCUACUUGCUUAUGAUGCUGAAAUUGAUGUUGUAGACAAAGAUGGUAAUACGGCAUUGCAUAUUGCAAUUGAGAAAAAGCUUGUACCAAUAGUGCAAUGUUUAGUCGUUUUCGGAAGUGACUUCGACUUGAAGAACAAAGAGGGGACCACACCACGUCACAUGGUUGGCAAAGAGGCUAAUGGCAGUAAAGACGAUGAAAUUCUUUAUAUUUUGCAUUCUGUUGGAGCAAAGAGAUGCCCCGAAUCGAACAAAAGUUGCCAAACUGGUUGCAGCGCUAAAGGCACCUACAAUGGUAUUCCUCCAGAGGCUCCAGAAUCUGUUGAACCACGUGAGCAUAUUGAAAAUAUGCUUGCAUCUACCAGUCGACAAGCUAUAGAGCUCUUUGGCAAUGGAAGUACUAGUGGCGGAUUUUAUGGAAAACCUGUGGAUCCCCCAGUUAUAGUUGACACUGAAAAAGAAAAGAAAGGCCAAAGUGUCAUGGAUACUCUAUUGGGAGUAUUUAGUCUUAAAGUUAAAGCUGAGUCUCCACCAACAUCCAAAAAAGACUCACCCACAGGUAGUUUUGAAGAAGCUAGUGAUGCUGCUAUGGCCUCGGCAACUUCAUCACCAACAUCUCCAACAUCUGCUGGUGGUACAUCAUACAAAGGUGAAAAACCUUACGGCCGUGGACGACUCUUGUCACUCGAUGGUGGAGGUAUUCGUGGAUUGGUUUUGGUUCAAAUGCUUUUGGAAAUUGAAAAACUUGCCCAAACUCCAAUUAUUCAUAUGUUUGAUUGGAUUGCUGGCACUAGCACCGGAGGCAUAUUGGCUCUUGGUUUGGGAUGUGGCAAGACAAUGCGACAGUGCAUGGGACUUUAUGUGCGUAUGAAAGAACAAUGUUUUGUUGGUUCACGUCCAUAUCCAAGUGAGUUAUUCGAAGCAAUUCUAAAGGAGAACCUCGGUGAAUACACCCUUAUGACUGAUAUAAAACAUCCAAAGAUUAUGGUCACUGGGGUAAUGGCCGAUCGGAAGCCUGUGGAUCUUCAUCUUUUUAGAAAUUAUACUAGUGCAAGUGAUAUACUGGGAAUUGUUACAUCUAUAAGUAAUCGUCGCGUCCCUCCACCACAACCCGAGGCUCAAUUAGUUUGGCGUGCUGCACGAGCGACUGGUGCAGCUCCAUCUUAUUUUAGAGCUUUUGGUCGAUUCUUGGAUGGAGGUUUGAUUGCCAACAAUCCCACACUUGAUGCUAUGACAGAAAUUCAUGAAUACAAUAUGGCACUUAAAAGCGUAGACAGAGCAAAUGAAGCUGUUCCUGUCUCCGUUGUGGUUUCAUUAGGCACUGGACUUAUACCUGUCACUGAAUUAAAGGACAUUGAUGUAUUUCGACCCGAAAGUAUCUGGGAUACCGCCAAACUUGCCUAUGGCAUUUCAACUAUUGGAAACUUGCUAGUUGACCAAGCAACCGCUUCUGAUGGUCGUGUAGUUGAUAGAGCUCGUGCUUGGUGUAGUACUGUUGGAAUUCCAUAUUAUAGGUUCAAUCCACAAUUACCCGAGGAUAUUAACAUGGAUGAGAAGAGUGACCAAAAGUUAAUUAAUAUGCUUUGGCAGGCUAAAGCUUAUUGUCAUCAAAAUCGUAACAAGCUAAUUGAAAUGAUAAAUUUAGUAAAAUAGCACAUUGGAAAGUUUUAGAUCGUCUGUUUUUUUUAAUAACAAUUUAUAUGUCAAAACAUCAGCACUGAUUUUUAUCAGAUUAAAGGAUUCUCUAAGGGCGCACUUUCUACUACGAUCUAAAACUAACUUCCUUUUAUUUUUAA
This is a messenger RNA of Episyrphus balteatus (marmalade hoverfly), 3237 nucleotides long. It is a transcript of the gene iPLA2-VIA, whose product is annotated as 85/88 kDa calcium-independent phospholipase A2. NCBI's taxonomy places the organism in Eukaryota, Metazoa, Arthropoda, Insecta, Diptera, Syrphidae. The coding region runs from base 425 to 3094 and encodes 889 amino acids. Gene Ontology annotation, biological process: positive regulation of ceramide biosynthetic process; lipid metabolic process. The record is from RefSeq and is a predicted model, not a curated record. Gene Ontology annotation, molecular function: protein binding. Gene Ontology annotation, cellular component: mitochondrion. The transcript has 15 exons.